This is a messenger RNA of Perkinsus marinus ATCC 50983, 4005 nucleotides long. RefSeq lists its product as hypothetical. The record is from RefSeq and is a predicted model, not a curated record. Gene Ontology annotation, molecular function: glycosyltransferase activity. NCBI's taxonomy places the organism in Eukaryota, Perkinsozoa, Perkinsida, Perkinsidae. The coding region runs from base 1 to 4005 and encodes 1334 amino acids. The transcript is spliced from 3 exons.
AUGACCAGUCCGCGGUCUUCCUUCCGAAUACGGCGGCCCAAGCAGCGAUGGCUCUGUAUAGUUCCCCUUGCAUUCACACUUUUAUUUCUCUUCCUGCUACUGUCCAACUCCCCGAUUCACACUGUGUCCUCUCUGCGCGGUCCUGAUCCAUCUCACCCGUUACCAACCCCCAAGGCGACCUCGGCCGCCGACUCUUUGUCGGGUUCUACCUCAGCGUAUCUGAGAGCUGAUCAGCUGACUGACCCGUGGAGUGGUAGGCCUAUUACGACCGACUACAUCGCCCUCGAGAACCCCUCGGAUCGUCCUCACCUUUGGACGACCAUUCAGUGCACAGGAAGCAAUCUGAACCGGAGUUGCAUUUUCGACAACUUUUACUAUGUAUCGUCCGAAGAGAAGUUCCACAUAGUUCUUCCGUCGAGUUCCCGAAUACGGUCGUCGCCGUACACUGGUCGGCCCGUUGACGUUGAUAAGGACCCGGUCCUGCCUGGCCCGUAUGAUGGGUCUAUGGUCACCGAAUCGGGAGUGAAAAUGCUCAUCGAGGGCUGUAGCGACUUCUUUAUGGGUGAUGUUGAUUAUGAACCGACUGGUAACCGCUUCGAGCCACUCAUACACAUCUUCGAUUCGCCCUUGGAUGCCGAAAUGUGGAUAAUGCAUCAUACCAUGACAGGAGCAACUUUCCGUCCUGGCCUGACUGUUUACGGUUUCGCUCUCUACAUGCAUAACGUUGGACAUGCACUUUACGAUGGACUCUACCCUAUGUUCGUAUCGAUGUUGAGAUUUGGCUAUGGAGCUGCUGAUGUGAACGUGUUGUUCAAAAUGGUAUAUAACGGCGUAUUAAGACCUGGCAUGCACGUCAUUGGUGACGACAUCGCGCCUGUUUUCGGCGGUGGUACAUAUACUCAUCUCGAUGACCUCACGGAUGGUCUGUACCGGUUUCAAAGGAUCAUAGUAGGCUCGCGCCGGAUGGCCCAUCGAUCGUUUAAUACGUACAGUACUUUACCUGGUUCAUAUACGUAUGAAAAUUCUCUGUGGUAUUUCUCUCGACGUUUGCAAGCUCGCUAUGGUUUGAUCGACUCGAAGACGGCUAUGGAUCCUGCGGCCGAGGUCAAAACUGGCGUGUCCAGUGGUGGGUGUAAAGGCGUUAUCACUGACAAUAAGAGAUUUGAUGAUACUGAUAGGAAGAUGUUCUUCGACUUGAUUGAGAAGCUCAAGGAUGAGGAUGUUUGUGACUUUACGUUUGUUGAUUGGAAAAAGUAUACCUUCGAGGAACAACUCGAAAUAUUCACUAAUUCUGAUGUCUAUGUCAGUGGGGUUGGCACUGGUAUCACGAGAGCUCAUCUGACCAAGCCUGGUGGAGCUGUGGUGAAUUUAGGCGAACUUGAGAAAUUUGGCAUCCCCGAACGAGUUCAGAUUUCUUAUCGUGACGUUCAGUUUGCGGCUGGAGCGCCCUACUUGCAAGCCCUCUAUUAUCCUGCUAAGUUAUGGAACGUUUAUGGUAGACUACAACCGGAAGCCGUCGAGCUGAUCGUACGACAAGCUGUGAACAUUGUGAAGCAGGGAUGGUCACUGCCACGACCGCUCGAAAAUGGUAUUUCCAUCGUGGGUGAAGCUAUGGCUAAGUACUGCCAAGCCAGUCCGAGUGAUUGUUACGAGCUCGAGAGUGAAUUGAAUAUAGAUGAUCGACCGGCCUUGGACGAUCCCUGGUGUUCUCUCUGUAUGUGGCCUGAUUACAUAGGCUUGGACACUAUGUGGAGAGCUGAUACUACCUGUGAGUGGUAUGACAAAACUCGGCAAUGUAAAUUGAAUUAUGCUCUUUACGAUACGUGUCGGUCACCAGACCAUAUGGCUUUUGAUGCCAAGUGUCACGAAGAUAGUCGUUCAGCGAUGAUGGAAGUGCGUGAACGUUUAUUGUCGGAAAAAGCGCGUGAAUUGGGCGUGACAGUAGCAGAGUUAACUCCCCAACAAGCAACGGAAGCACUACUGAACGCGUCCCCACCAAACUGCCCACCGACCUACCGUUCCGUGGUCCCACUGCUGACUCUGGUUGGCCUAUACAUUAUCUUUGGCAUACCACACCUUGAUUACUUCGGCCACUAUCUUCGAGGGCAUUCUAACCCAACUGCUCGUGCUGGCAAUCUCGUUCGCGCCGAUCAGCUCGUGAACCCGCUGAAUGGUCGCCCUACUACUGUUGAUUACUUCUUUCCUGAAGGAGCAGAAAAAGAAGGAAAUGUUUGGAGUGCGGUUCAAUGCACUGGUAGCACAGUUAACCGGACGUGCAUCUUUGACAACCUCUACUACAGUAAGACUGAGGAUAUGUUCUAUCUAUUGCUACCUCGGAAAGGAGAGGUACGGUCGGCGCCAUAUUUUCAACGCCCCGUGUCACCACUGGUCGAUCCUGUCGUCCCUGGGCCCUACGACGGCCUCGUUUCAGCCGAUCGCAUUCGCGGUCUCACAAGAAACUGUUCCUCGUUUUUCAUGGGAGAUGUACACUAUGAUCCGAUCGGGCGACCGUUUUCUCCCAAACUUGUGUUUUUCGAAGAUGUUUUUGCCCUCCAACACUGGCUUGACCAGCGGUCGUGGAAACCAACGAACGUUGAUGGCGUUACUAUCUACGGCUACGCCCUUUACGCUCAUAAUGUCGGCCAUGUUAUGUACGACGCUCUUUACCCGCUGUUCGUGUCGAUGAUCCGCUUUGGGUACGGCGACGCUGAUGUGAAUGUUCUUAUGAAAGUUGAGGACCGCUUCAAUGGCAAGAAGUUCCUCUGCGACGAAUUUUGGCCUAAAUUCGGUGGCGGCAAAUACAGCCGUUUGAACGACUUGACACGGCCUAUCUAUCGCUUUCAAAGAGUUAUUGUUGGCUCACGUAAAAUGGCCCAUAGGAGUUUCAAUACUGAUACUACUAUGCCUGGAUCUUAUACUUAUGAGAAUGCUUUAUACAUGUACACACAGCGCAUUCUUGCCCGGUAUGGCAUCAACGAUGUUGCUUCUUCAAGAGGCAGUAGUAUGGUCCCGAUUGACCACGGUGAAAACGGUUGUCGAGGCGUUAUUGUUGACAAUAAGAGGUUUACUGAUACUGAACGGGCUAUGCUCGAAUCGAUCGCUGCUCAUUCGGCUGAAGAUCUCGACUGUGACAUUACGUUCAUACGGUGGGAGAGGUAUGCGUUUGAGGAGCAGCUGAAGAUCUUUUCUGAGGCCAACGUGUACAUCAGUGGUGUCGGCACUGGUAUCACUCGAUCGCAUUUUAUCAAGCCUGGUGGUGUCGUUGUAAAUCUCGGUGAAAUGGACAGAUACGGAACCCCUCCCCGACUGCAACCAGGCUACAAGGACGUCCAAUUUGCCGUUGGUUCGCCACACUUGAAUGCGCUCUAUUACCCUAUGAAGCUACUUAAUAUGUACGGUGAACUACAAGAAGAGGCAGUCAGGAAUCUGGUCAGGCAAGCGGUGCAACUCGUGCGGCGAGGAUUCCCCAUUCCUCGGCCGUUGAAAGAUGGUUUGGCACCGACCGGCCUUGCUAUGGUAGAGUACUGCGAGGCAAGCCCAGAGGCAUGCGAGGAUCUCGGUGGUCAACUCAGUGUUGAAGAAGUUGCCGGCAAUAGUGUAUGGUGUGCCUUCUGUACGUGGCCAGACUUCUUUGGGCUCGACCCUAUGUGGCGGAAAGGGACAAGUUGUAUGAAAGAAGGAGAACCUCUGCAAUGUCGGCUCGAUUAUGAUCUCUAUGAUCGAGUCCGAGACCCCAACCAGAUAGCGUUUGAUGCAGUUUGUCACGAGUCGGCCCGACCUCGAAUGCAGACCUUGAAGAAGAAACUGCUGGAUCUCCAAGCGGCACGGCUGGGUGUUAAGACUAGUGAUCUCACUGAUGCCGAAGCGACCUUUGCGAUGAUGCAAGGAUCGCCGCCUGAUUGCCCACCGACCAGGAGCUUUAGCCGUGCAGACGAUAUGGAUCUUCCCAUCCCGUGCUUACGCGAAAUCGAUUGUAUCAAGACAUAUCUUGAGGCUAUGGCAUAG